This is a messenger RNA of Myzus persicae (green peach aphid), 3553 nucleotides long. RefSeq names its product FK506-binding protein 59-like. NCBI's taxonomy places the organism in Eukaryota, Metazoa, Arthropoda, Insecta, Hemiptera, Aphididae. The coding region runs from base 871 to 2205 and encodes 444 amino acids. Gene Ontology annotation, molecular function: peptidyl-prolyl cis-trans isomerase activity; protein binding. The record is from RefSeq and is a predicted model, not a curated record. The transcript has 7 exons.
UAUGAUUUUAAUAAUAUUUGAUCAUAUAACUGAAAGCUGGCUAGUACUGGAUAUUAGGAAUUAGAAUAGUCUAAUACUCUGAUAGUGUUGUAGUAGUGUACUAUUCUAUAAUUCUAGCAAUUACGAAUUUAAGUUCAAUUUUCUAUUCUGUAUUUAUCUAAUUGUUUGUUAUCUUUAAUUCUAUUUCAUUUUACAUCUAAUAAUAACUUAAAUCGCCUGCAAUUAAAAUAAUAAUAAUACAACACGCAAAUGAACUUCAUUCUCUCUGCACUGAAUCAAAUCUUUGAAUCAUAAUAUUAUAACUGAUCUUUGAUUUUACUAUGAGUUUGUAGUACGGUCAUUAUUUGUCACACCUUUGCUGUGUACCUUAUUGAAUAGCUUUCAGAUCAGGCGAAGUGAAUAUUUUUAUCAAACUCUUAGAAGAGCUGUGCAUUUUUUGUAUGAGACACACAGCCUACGGAUUUAAUACUUUCUAUCUUAAUUUCAUGAAUUACCUAUUUAUAUUUUACUCAAAUCUAAAAUAAAUUGAACUAUAAGAUACUUUUGAACCCAGUCUUUACUUUAAAACUGAUAUAAUAAAAUUAUAAUUAAAUAUUUAUUUUCUCCAUCCACCAAAAUAAUUUUAAUUACCUACUAAAAUCUCAUAACUUAUUACUUAUUACUGAUUUGGCUCGGUGAAGUAUAAACAUUAAAUCUUAUCAUCUACUCCUAGCUUACAAUUUUUACUAAUUUAAAUUUCCAAUACUUGUUAAUUUACUAAAUUAAAACAUACCCUGCUAUUCCCUUGCAAUUGUUACGUACUUAGUACUCACUAUAAAUAAAUUAACGUUUUUAUUAUAAUUUUUAUUAGUAAAUAAACAUUGCUCGAAAAUGGACAUCACGCAUAAUUUAGAUGGUGGAGUCUUGAAAGAGGUAUUAAUACAUGGCAAUGGAACAGAUAAGCCACAUAAAGGUUGUAAGGCUUGGGUUCAUUACACUGGUACACUUUCUGAUGGCACUGUAUUUGACAAAACUAAUGAUGAACCAUUUCAGUUUACAAUAGGAAAAGAUAUGACUAUUAAAGGUUUUGACUUGGCUGUGUCUUCAAUGACUUGUGAUGAGAGAUCAACAUUUCAAUGCCAUCCAAAUUAUGGCUAUGGGUUAGAUGGUUUUGAACAAAUAAUCCCCCCUAACGCUUGGCUUACAUUUGAGAUACACUUACUGAAAUGGACAUGGGAAGAUAUCAGUCGUCGUAAAGAUAAAAGUAUAACAAGACAAAUAUUAGAAAAUGGAGUGGACCAUUCUACACCUAGUAGUGUUUCGCUAGUUAAUAUUCAUUUAGAAAAAGAAAAAAAUGGUAGUGUUAUUGAAGAAAGAGAUAUUGAGUUUAGAUUAGGAGAAGGCAAAGACUAUGAUGUUUGUCCUGGUAUAGAGAUAGCAUUAACUAAAUUUAAAACAAAAGAGAAAUCAAGAUUAUUUAUUCAUGGAAAACAUACGUUUUUGGAAUAUGGAGAAGAUGAUUUCAAUGAAGUUUAUGUCAUCAAACUUAACUUUUUUGAAAAGUUUGAAGAAAGUUGGUCAUUGACAAGUGAAGAUCGUAUAAAUCAAGCAAAAUUUUUCAAACAAAAAGGAACCGAUUACUUUAAAAUGAAUAAUUAUAAACUAGCACUUAAAUUCUAUAAGAAAGUGGUAGACUAUUUAAAAGUGGAUAUUUCAAGCAAUGAAAGUCAAAAGCAAGAAAUCAAAUUUCUUUCAGUUUCAUCCUAUUUGAAUUCUGCUUUAUGUAAUUUAAAAUCACAUAGACACACUCAAGCAAAAAAUGAUUGUGAUAAUGCAUUAAAACUUGAACCUACAAAUGUCAAAGCAAUGUUUAGAAAAGGAGAGGCUUUGGUAGGUUUACAUGAACUAAUAGCUGCAAAACAAAGUUUUGAAGCUGUUUUACAACAAGAACCAAAUAAUCGUGCAGCUAUGACAAAAAUAAUUGAAUGUGAUAAAAAACUAAAAUCGCAAAAAAAGUUAGAAAAAUCUGUUUAUUCAAAUAUGUUUGAGAAAUUUGCCAAAAGAGAUACUGAAAAAGAAGAAGAAUUUCUAAGUCAACAACCUGAUGUUAUGAACACACUUGGAGAAUGGGGAGAUGAUGAACGGGAACGAGCUCCUACUGAAUUUGAAAAAGAAAAUCCUAAUAUAUUGAUGUUAAACACAACAGGCUAUUUCAAAAAUAUGUAAUAUAUUAAUUCUAUGAUAGGUUAUUUUGAUUGUUAUGAUUAAAUGGAUAAAACAUAUAACACAGAAAUAAGACAAUUGUAUAACUAAUAUAUUUGUUCAAAGUUACAAUUUUUAUGUUAGUUAAAUGUAUUCCAUAUUUUUGUUUGUUAGUUAAAUGAUUCAUAUUUCAUAUUUCUUAUGUUUUUCAAAAUAAUAAUUUUACAGUAAAAAAUUCAUAGUAUAAUAUUUAAAAACAAUUUUUUUUUCUUGGUAGUUUCACUUUGUAUUUGAAAGCAAUAUAUUUUGUUAGGCGUAUCAACUUGUUAAAUUGUUUUCUUUUUCAUUCAGUAACCAAUGCCAAAAGAAUUAGAAUACGGUGAAUGUUUAAUUCCAAACGAAUGUGCUUGGGACAAAUCGACUUGAACCUGAAAUAAUAAGAUUACACUGUUGUAAAUAUUUGUAUAUAAACAUAAGUAUAUCCAAACGUUUACUAUUUAGCUGAGAUAACUUUUUUUUAGACAUAAAUGUCAUUUUAAAAUAUUAUGUGAGUAACUCUCAAGACCCAUUCCGUUAACGCAUAUCUCAGAUCGAAUUAAUUUACCAACCUGCUGAAGUUUUUUUGUUACAGUAGAUUGGUUAAACAUUAAUAAUCUUAAAAACAGGAUUUUACAUUUCACAUAUCAUGUAAGGAAAUACCACAAUGAUGUGUUAAUGAGUGAAAUUAAAUAAUUUUAAAUUCUGUUAGCUUAGCAGAUUGAUAUAUUCAUUUUUUUGUUUUGUGUGAUUGUAUAUAUUUUAAUUAUUUAUUAUGCGACCAUGGACAUAAUCGUAGAACUUUUACUAAAAUCUGUCAUAUUUUAUUUAACCUAAUGUUUUGAGUGCCUAGUUCUGCUUAUUAUUAUGCCAUGAACACAACUAGUUUUUUAUUUGUGACUACUGUAUCUUUCAUUACUAAUUACUUAACACUGUGAGAUUUAAUUUAUUUUAUAAUUUGUGCUUUCUAUGUGUAUAGCAAAAGUGUAUUUUUUAAAUAAUCAUAAUCUAGUCAAAUUGUGCAUAUACUAGACAUUCGAAUUUGUCUUAAGUGCUUUUACAUUAUACAAAUUACUGUGAAGUGUUUAUGCUGUACGCACUGACCUAAUCUUGUUCAUAUAUUAUUCCUUCAUACUGCGAAUGUCUUAUACCAAAAGAAUAUGAUGGUACAGACGAUUUUAACAUUGUCACCUAAAAUGUUUCACUCAUUAGUUUAAGAAUAUUAUGUACAUAUUAGUGAAUAUUGACUCGUAUUGUUUAUGUUUUCUAUGUUUCAUAUAUAUUUUAUUCAUGUGUGUGAUUGUGUAAUAAAUAAAUAGUCAAAUUCUCAAAUUUA